AUCACCUUCAACUGGGACUUCGGGGACGAGAGUGGAGCCCUGAUCUCCAGAGAGCUGACCGUCACACACACCUACAUCAACUCCGGAUCCUACAAACCUCAGGUGGUGAUCCAGGCUGUUAUCCCUGAUAAGGCCUGCGACCCACCAGUGGACCCCCCAACGAAGGCCCCCGGUCCGCCCACUCACCAAGGCACCACAGUGAAAGCUCCUGCUCUGGCCUCUGCCGUCCCCAUACUGGUUUCCACACAAGCAACUGGUCUGACUGUCAACAUGGUUCCUUCGGACACAGAGGAGGACAACACUGAGGACGAGGCCUCCUCUGCCCCCAACACUGUGCCUGCCCAAGAGACUCCCACAGUGGCCAAGACUCCCUCCCUCAUCAACCCUGACACCGAGGCCGAGACAGGUGCAAAGCAAACAGUGACACUGACAGGCCAAGCUACAGUGGUACUCGUUGCUAAGAGGGACGCUGAUGAUAAACCGUCUGACGAUGACUGUGUGAUUUAUCGUUACGGCUCCUUCUGCACCGGCAUCGAAGUGUUUGAGGGCAUUGAAAAAGUAGAGAUAGUGCAAAUGGACAACGCUGUGAUUGCAACACCUGACAUGGACAAAAAUGUUUUGGACGUCACUGUCACCUGCCAGGGAAGUUUUCCAAAAGAAGUGUGCAGCGUGAUCCUGGAUGCAGAGUGCUUGAAGCCGAUUCACACGGCGUGCAACAUGGUGGAGCCGUCCAAAGAGUGCCAGCUGGUGCUGCGUCACUUCUUUAAUGACUCUGGUGUCUAUUGCAUCAACGUGUCCAUGGCCAACGACGUCAGUUUAGCUGCCACCAGUGCCAAAGUCAACGUCGACAAAGGUUCAGGUCUGUCCUCUCCUGGCACCAUUGCCAUGGUGAUGGGGGUCCUGGUUCUCGUUCUGGCUGUAGGAGUUGUGGCAUAUUCCUACAA
Molecule: messenger RNA, 944 nt
Organism: Plectropomus leopardus (leopard coralgrouper)
Lineage: Eukaryota; Metazoa; Chordata; Actinopteri; Perciformes; Serranidae
Source: RefSeq, a predicted model, not a curated record